CAUUUACAUUCAGUUUGACUUUUGACAUUUUAGUUUGUCAUUGAAAAUAAAUAGAAGGAAUCGAUCGCAGUCUAGUUUAGCAGAAUAUUUUUUUAUGUGAUAAUAGAAGAGUGAAAACAGAAUAAAACAUUGUGAAAGAUUUAAGUUUAAACAGCAUGUCGCACGGAAAGGUGGUGUUGAUGGCUUGCGGCAGCUUUAGUCCGCCGACUUAUAUGCAUUUGCGUAUGUUUGAAAUAGCCCGAGACUACAUACACAGUUUGGGUUUAGGGACGAUAGUGGGGGGGAUAAUGUCGCCUGUACACGACGCGUACGGCAAGAAAGACCUUGUUGCGGCACAACAUAGGAUAUCCAUGCUUCAACUGGCAUUACGCUCGUCGGACUGGAUCAAGGUCUCGGAGUGGGAGACUCAGCAAUCAGGCUGGACUAGGACCAAGUUGUCUCUGCAGUACCAUCAGGAUGCCAUAAACAGUCACCUUUUAGGUCAGGAGGUGUCAGAUCCCCCUCCAUGGCUCCCCGAUGACAUCCUAAAUGUUAACAGUAUAGAUGAACCAGACAAUCUAAUGGAGAAAAUAAAUGGUAACUCUGAUGAUAGAGUGACUGUGAAAUUGUUAUGUGGUGCUGAUCUUUUGGAGUCGUUUGCAACACCAGGGUUAUGGUCUGAUGAAGAUUUGGAGACGAUAGUGGGUAAGCACGGCCUGGUGGUGGUGACGCGCGCCGGCUGCGACCCGGGAAGGUUCCUCUAUGACUCUGAUGUACUUUACAAACAUCGGAAGAACGUGGUGUUAGUAACAAAUUACAUAGCGAACGAGGUGAGUUCGACAGUGAUCAGACGGCUGGUGCGGCGCGGCGAGAGCGCGCGCUACCUCACGGACGACGCCGUGCUCGCCUACAUCCGCCACCACGCGCUCUACGGCGCCAGGCCACACGUCACUGAGUAUAACUUAAUAAACGAUAUACUCCCGACUUACGACAAAAAAUCCCCUCAAGACGUCAUAAUGACGUCACCAGAAGAAACAAGCUUCAAGAACAUUCUUAUAUCAAUUCGCGACAAACCUUCCAUUAUAGACGAAACUAUUACAGUAAAAAGACCUAGGAAAUUCCUAGCACCUAAUCAGACAGAUUCAAUCAGUCCUAUCGAGGCAAUUAAACCUAAAAUGGCGUACAUAGAUAAAGUCCCAGCGAACUACGUCCCGGGGAAAGCUGUCAAAAUUGUCAGCGAUGAAAAUGAACACUCGAUUGAGAACGAAAAGGUAAGUUUUUCAGAAUCGACUUAUUCAUCAUUCGAUAGUUACUUAUCUAAAGAUGAUUUCGAUAUUUACAAACGAAGAGUUAGCGAAGGUAACGUACAGAAUGCAAAUAUCAAGAAGCGUUGUUCCACGUCAACUAUACGUAAGUUAAAAUCUGACGAAAUGCGUAAAAGUAAAUCUGAAGUCAGUAAGUUAUGUGACAAAGUUAAAAGUAUGAAAUUGAAAGAGAAAGAUGACAGGAAUUAUAAGACGAGAAGUUGUAAUGACAUUGUCAGAUUGAUUCUGACGAAACACGGCAUUCAUGUAAUAAGUGACACUGAGGCUAUCGUAUAAAUCAUUCGUAUUCGUUCACUCAUUCACUUAAGUCGGAAACACAUAUCUACUUUAAAAAGGAAAUACUCCAUGUUAAUUUAAUUCUCUAUCAAUGUCAUUCAUUCCGUUCACUUAAAUCAUUUGAUAAAAUUAUUCUGAAACUUCCAUAUUUGUGCCAAAUUCCAAAACAAAUUAUAGAUAAUUUUAAUAUGUAGAUGAUUAUUAAAAAAAAUGAUUUCUCAUCCAUUAAGAUAUCAUUCAUUUCAUUCGUUCACUAGUCA
Molecule: messenger RNA, 1840 nt
Organism: Papilio polytes (common Mormon)
Lineage: Eukaryota; Metazoa; Arthropoda; Insecta; Lepidoptera; Papilionidae
Gene: Nmnat
Product: nicotinamide/nicotinic acid mononucleotide adenylyltransferase 1
Exons: 7
Coding region: 156-1580 (474 amino acids)
Biological process (GO): NAD+ biosynthetic process
Molecular function (GO): nicotinamide-nucleotide adenylyltransferase activity; nicotinate-nucleotide adenylyltransferase activity
Source: RefSeq, a predicted model, not a curated record